This is a messenger RNA of Adineta ricciae, 9732 nucleotides long. NCBI's taxonomy places the organism in Eukaryota, Metazoa, Rotifera, Eurotatoria, Adinetida, Adinetidae. The record is from the annotation of a GenBank genome assembly.
AUGAACGUACAACAUACAAUCGUCUCCGCACGACUCCUACCAGUCGCUUAUCUUCUAUCUUUAAUAGCAAUUACCUCCGCAUUAAGUACUGUUACAGGAUCGAGUACGAAACGCGAUGAUUGGUUGAGUAUACACAAUCAACAGAUAUAUUCCGAACUCACAGGAACAAUACGUGAAUUGACAUCGAAUGAUAAUACCGAUGAUACAGAUACACGUUUUCAACCACCAUUGAAUACGAAAAAUCAAAAUAUACAACCGAUUGAGGAAGGGUACCGUCUAGCAGGCACAGAGAUUCUUGCACACCGAUUGCCAAUAUCGACUAAGAAAGAGAAAUCUCAUGAGCUUCGUAAACGUGAUGUACUCUCGGAUAAUUCAUCGAUGCCAACUGGUCCAUUACAAUCGAAAUUAUCGAAUGAAGAAAAUGAUGAUGGAUCGUUACUCUCCGAUGCCAAUGUUAAUGCCUGGGCGCUUAGUUUAUCGUUAGUGUCAUCAGCGUUUGAUGGUAGUGGUAGUGAAUUUGAAACAACAUCCGAAACAGCCAUAACAGACGUAACAUCUGCCAGCACGCUCGUCCAAUUAACGACACUUAGUCCUACUGAGCAGUCAACUGAUUUUACUCUAACAAGUAAUGCAUCAGAAGCCAUUUCCACAACAAUACCAACGGUCACCACAGCAGUCAGUGGUACUGUAUCGGCUACAGAGACGACAACCGCAACGGAUUCAUCAGAAUCUAUUACAAGUAGUCAAGCAGAUACCAGUGAAACAUCUUCAACUAUACAAACUAGUGUUGAACAAUCAACAUCAGAAACAAUCGCUGAAUCAUCAACUUUGAGCUCUACUACAGUAGGAUCUGUUACAGAAAAUAGUUCUUUGCAAAUAAGUACUGAAUCGUCAACAGAAGUCACAGCUACUGAAUCUGAAACAGAAGCUAGUAUCAUUUCGACCGUGACGAUUCCAACAACGAGUUCCAUAUCCGUAUCGAGCGAAUCAACGUCUGAAACCACCAGUUCUACUGAACCAACAAUGUCGACGAGUUACGUUGAAACAUCAACACAGAGUUUACAACAACAAACAACAAUAUUCUUUCUCUAUUUCACGUCUACAUCUAGUAGCGCGCGGAAAGUUCGUUCAGUUCCUGUUGGAUCUCCCACAUCAUCUACCCUUGAAAAUGAAAUAUCAAACGUUUUGCAUGGAAUGAACAUUACAUGUAAUGACACGUGCGUUCAAAUAAAUCAAACUAGUAUCAAUCCGCCUGAUAUCGAGUAUUUAGUUACAUUAAAUGUCUCACUCGAUGUUCCAAAACGUAUUGCACUGGUAAAUGGUCUCUUUAUGAACAAUGUUAGUUUAAAUGACAGUUAUCUUCUGACAGUAAGAAUAAUAAUGAAUCCAAACACUUCAGACUUUUUGAAUUUUACGAGUGUCAUACCAGUUUGUAAGGAAUGCGAAUAUUCUUUCACAGGAAAUUGUACCAGUGAUAAUAGCUCAUGCGUAUGUUAUCCUAAUUAUCAAGGACAAUUCUGUCAAGAUUUUGUUCAACCAACAUCAAGUUAUCUGUCAACUACUACAACAAGCGGCACUUCUACCACAUCAACUUCUUCUACACUUAGCUCGACAAUAACAUCGACUGCGUCUACGAUGGAAGCAGAAACAUCAUCUCAAUUUGUCAGUACGAGUGUACCUUCUAACGAAACUAUUGAAACAACAUUAUUAGCCACUACGGCAACAGCGGAAAUUACGUCAUCGUCAGAAACCAUAGAUGUAACAGAAACUACUGAUUCAACUGUACUCAAUGCUACUACAACGAUAGUAGUAACCACCGAAUACGAUACGUCCACAGCAGCACCAGAAGCAUCUACCGAAAACAUAUCGAUGACAAAUAUCGUCACUACUGAAGCUACGUCAUAUACCGAUACUCUGAGUACGGCUGACUUUAGUGGAACGUCGGGUGAAAUAACAACAGCGACUACUCAUAUAACAAGCACGCCGACCGUGUCUCUGCCUACUACGGUAACGAGCGAGACAGCUACGUUAACAUAUGAUACAGAUUUCACAAGUUCACCGAUUGCCGUGACUGUCGCUCCAACUAUGAACUCUUCUCAAUCUUCGAUAGCAGAAAAUUCAAUUGGUACAACCAUUGAAACAGAAACUACUUCAGUAACGACGGCAGAAAAUAUCACUACGACGGAGUUUUCUACGUUAGAAGUUAGUAACACAGUAGUAACACAUCAAGCCUCAACAUCAGCUACUAGUACAUUGACGGCUUCCGAGACGAUAGCAGCCUCGACAUAUACUACUUCCACACCAAUGGUGUCCUCCAAUCCAACUAGUUUCAGUAACAUAACGAUGGCUACGGAACCUCCUACUCCUCUUAGUACAAUCUCAAUCGCUGAAACACCGAGCUCGACCAGCUCAUCCAUAAUUACUAGUGAACCUUUUAUAUCAGUAGGUAUGUCAACAACAGGCAUUAAUACAAGUUCAAGCAGUUUGAUAGACACAACGACAAUCAGUGGAUCUAUUCAAACUGGAACAUUCGAAACUUCCACACCCGUUAUUGCUUCCAGUUCAACUGCAUCAGCAAGUGAAAUACCAACAUCAGGCACCAAUACAGGUGUAACGAGUGAAGCUUCUACAGCAAGUACUACAAUCACUGAAACAAUAGAAACUGAAACAUCUGAAUCUCUGUCAUUGGGUACCGGUUCAAGCUCGACUGCACUCGUCAGCGAAUUGCCUACAUCAACUGGUACAUUGACUUCAACGGCUUCGAUUACCUCAACCACACUCAGUGCGACCAUCGCUACCGAAACCGCAGCAAUUUCUUCAACAAGUUCAAUAACUACAAUUACAGCUACUGAUACAAUUCGUACCGUGGCAUCUGAGUCUUCCACAUCUGCUACUCUUCCGAGUACUUUGACCAGUACCGCUUCAACUUACUCAGCAAGCGAAAUACCUAUAUCGGGUGCCAGUACAGGCAUUACGGGUUCCAUUACUGCAAUUACUGAGAGUGAAACGGCACCAACCAUCACAAGUGAAUCUUCUACAUCCACUUCCAUCACUGGAACAACUUUAACAGAAACGUUUGGAUCUUCCUCGUUCACCACUGUUCCAAUUUCGAAUACUUCAACUAAUACAGGUUCAACGACAUCCACAGGCGGAAUAUCAUCAGCAAUGACAAACGAGUCUCCUACAUCGGCCACUAUAUCAAACCUGGCUACUCAAAUUGUCACAACUACAGCUAGUGGGACAGGAGCAGAGACAUCUUCCAUACCAUCCACUCUUUCAAGUUCACCCAGUUCAACUGGACCCGCAUUAAGCUCAACAGCGACAGGAACACUUGAAACUUCGACCCCUGCGACUACUUCAAGUUCAAUCACGUCUAUUAACAUAGGGUCCACCAAUGGAAUAUCUGCCUCUACCCCAAGCGCUAUCUCAACCAGCUCCGUUGACGCAACAGUCAGCACUUCUUCUGGGGGAAUAGCUACCGACGAAAUAUCCACAGCUGCCCUCGGAUCAACCACAGCCACAACAAACGAAAUACACGUAUCAAGUCCUCAUACUGAAUCAACAAGUGACAUCAGCACAAACAAUACCACUGGCACUACCACAACCACUACAGAUACAGCGUCAACUACUACGAGCACUUCAACUACCACCGUGAGCACAUCCACCACCAGUACAACAACAACUACUACAGACACAGCGUCGACUACAACUGCUACCACGAGUACUACAACUACAACUGUGAGCACAUCCACUACAAGCACAACGACAACCACCACCGAUACAGGGUCGACUACAACUGCUACCACGAGUACUACAACUACAACUGUGAGCACAUCUACUACAAGCACAACAACAACCACUACAGAUACAGCGUCAACUACUACGAGCAGUUCAACUACAACCGUGAGCACAUCGACCACCAGUACAACAACAACCACUACGGAUACAGCGUCGACUACAACUGCUACCACGAGUACUACAACUACAACUGUGAGCACAUCCACUACAAGCACAACGACAACCACUACAGAUACAGCCUCGACUACAACUGCUACCACGAGCACUACAACUACAACUGUGAGCACAUCCACUACAAGCACAACAACAACCACUACAGAUACAGCCUCGACUACAACUGCUACCACGCGUACUUCAACUACAACCGUGAGCACAUCGACCACCAGUACAACAACAACCACCACAGAUACGGCGUCAACUACCACCACAACAACAAUCACCACAGAUACAGCGUCAACUACCACCACAACUUCAACCAGCAGUACAGUCACAAUUUCAACGACUAGUACAACGACGACUAGUACAGAUACUAGUAGUUCGAUAACGACAAGCACAACCACGACAUCAACUCUAAGCACUAGUACGACUUCGAGUACUACGACAAGCACAACUACAAUCACAACUGCAACGACGACCAGCACUGCGGUUGCUCGAAAUUGUGUUUGGACUAAUUGGGUUGCAAUCGGUAACUGUUCGCCGUCGUGUGGUGUUGCGUAUCAGCAAGUGGUGCGGGCAUGUUUGGAUUCCUUUUCUGGUGAAAGCUGCAGUAGCAGCGACUGCGGUGGAGGUAAUGCAACACAGAACGAGCUAUGCCGUGGUUCGCCGCCGUGUGAAACGCUUACCGCGACACUAACAAGCAGUAUACGCGAUUCAAAUUUAGAAACAUUUUCGUAUAUAUUGCCAAAUACAAUGGAGCCCUUCGGACAAUCUGUCAAUCGGCUUUGGAUCGCAAAUAAAGGCUAUGUCAGUCUGGGUACACCCUAUUAUGGCCAAACAAUGACUCGAUCUACUUUUUCUCAAUUAGCUGGCCAAGCCAUAGCAGCUCCUUUUUGGGCCGAUCUUAGUUAUGAUAGCACAUAUUCAAAAAUAACAGUUAGCUGGUUUAAUUCAAUCAAUGCUAGUCAAAGUGAUGUAAAUGUCUAUUAUCCGAUUAUACAACGAACGAUAAGUGAAGCAUGUCCAACAAAAUCUUGUUCAUUCAAUUUUGCCGCAAGUCGAGCUGUUCGAAUCGAAUGGCAAAAUCUCUUCUAUCAACUACCAGAAAAUAAUAAAUCGAUAAGUUUAUCAUUCUCUGCUUACUUAAUCGAUACAUAUGAAACUUCUACUUCAUCGUAUCCAAUUCUACGAUCUUACCUGUCAUUUGACUAUAGUAAUCUGACAAGUAACCUCGGUUCGCUUCGACCAUUCGUUGGUUAUCGUGGAGGAUCCUCUCUAUCUCAAGUUCUCAACGAUCCAGCAUACAAACAAAAUGCUGCAUUCUUAAAGCAAUCUUCACAUAAGAGUUUCUACAUCGGUGGUCGAUUUCUAACUCAAUGCGAAGUAUCGUAUUUACAAGAAGCAGCUUAUAAUGCUUUAAAUCCUUCAGAAAAUCUCAACGAUAUUAUAAAUAACCCAAGAAUUCCAUGUCCGUGUACGCUUAGUCAAGCACAGAACGAUCGGCGUUUCAAUGCGUUACAAAGUGAAACCAUUUUCGAAUGGUCACAAAGUAUUGUUUGUUAUGGACCAAUGGUUAUCAAUCGAAUUCGUGUCGGAGGAAUUUCGAAAAGUCUCCGAGCUCAGACAUGUUGUUAUAAAAGUAAUACUGGCGUUUUAUUAACGUCUGGUGAUUUUGCUGGUUCAGUAUUAUCUAAGCCGAAUAUUCUCUUUCGAUCAUUUCCCUGGCAACGACGAAGUCAAUUCCAUGAUCAAUGUUGCUCUCCGGUGUUCUUUUAUGGACCAUCAGUCAAUGAUCCUUGCCGUCUUUACUAUCAAAUUCAUCCAACAAGUAGUUGCAGCGGAUAUGAACAACCUGGAUCAUCAUCGGGUGUGGGUGAUCCACAUAUUGAUACGAUUGAUAAUGGGCGUUACACGUGUCACAUUCAAGGUCUUUUUGUGUUGGCACAAACUACGACUACGGCUAAGCAGAUCGCUCAAGUCAAUUUGAAUAAUAUCAACGUAUCUGACAGCAGUCUGAUCUAUCCUGAAGAUUUAUUCUAUGUAUAUGUCAGCUCUACAUCAAUCGCACCAGCAUUGCCCUAUGUUGAACGAAUGCAGGGCUCAGCAUCGAUAUUUUCAAGCUACAUCAUCGGCGCGGCAAAUUAUACAUUUGUUAUCAGUAAUCUCAACGGGAAAUUCGGAUUCACAGCCAGCAAUAGUUUGCAAAAUAUAUCGUUGACAGAUGUUUUGGCAAAUAAUCUAAAUUAUGAUUCAGCGAAUGCCACGAAUGUCGAUGAUAUUUAUAUGUACCGCGUACGACAAAUGGGUGUAUCUGUUUCAAACACAACCGUUCCACAGUUGACGUUCGCUCUCUGGUCAGGUUUAUCAAUUCAAUGUCAAAUAAUGGUCGAAAAUCUUGAAUGCGUCCUUCUACUACCAGACAAAUAUCGCAAUCUUGUCGAAGGUUUAGCGGGUAAUUUCAACGGAAUUUACGGUGAUGAUUUAGUUAAUCGACGAACGAAUCAAACAAUUUCAAUUUUAUCUGCAAACAAUCAAUCAGCUGCAGUCAACGAUGCGGAUAUUUUAAAUGCUUGUCUUUCAUGGAGAGCACCAAAUGACACAACAGCAAACAUCACGAACCCAAUCUUGCCGUCGACGUUAGUCAACUGGUACUAUAAUAAUGCGUCCAGUGUACUUACAACCCUAAAUUCACGUCUAAACCAAAGUCAAGUCAAUCAAACAUGUUCAUCAAAUUUCGAAUGUGUUCAUGACUAUAUCGUUCGCAUAAAUCCAAUUACUAGUGGCGCAACAGCUCUAUUAUUAGAUUCAUACAGAGACUCGAGAGCAAUAUUUGCUGAAACUGUGCCGAUAAUUAACGUCUCAUCUACUGUUCAAAUACCGUUACCUUACAACACACAAAAUCGUAUCUAUUCAUUACCAAUUAGUAUCAGUGGAGCAAGCAGCACAUUAGUUACUACUUCCGAGAACGGUACGGUACAAAACAAUACAUUUCUAGGAUCAUCGAUCGAUAUUUUAAUACCAUCUACUGCGGAUACGUAUGUCGAUGUCUCCUUAACGAUCACAUACGGUGCGAAUUCUACAAUCAUCCAGUACUUGAAUAUCAUCGCUUGUCUGUGUAUAAACACUUCUUACUGUAACUAUGCGCAAACAACGAUCAUAUCUGAAAAUUAUGCCAUUGCAUCGUGUGAUUGUCCUGAUCAAUACGAUGGAAUCUUCUGUCAACUUUCAUACGAUGGCUGCAAUUCCACUAGCGCCUGUCGAAUCAAUUGGAAUAAUGGUACACAAUGCAUUCCGUUGAGUCCGGCUCAACAGGUAGCACAAAACCUUUCGUAUGUUUGUAACGGAACAUGCUCAACAGGAUAUACAGUAAGAAAUCAAUAUACAUGUGAAGAUGAAAAUGAAUGUCAAACGAAUUCCUCUCGAUGUGGAAAUGGCACAUGUGUGAAUCUUAUUGGUUCAUUUACAUGUGAUUGUCUGAGUGGCUACCGAUUUGAAAGUGGAACGUGUGUUGCUAUUAACAGUUGUAUUGAGCCAUAUACGAAUGGUACCUAUUCAUCUCCAUGUAAUGAAUCUCAAGAAUGCGUAUAUUCAAAUGGCAAUUAUUCAUGUUCAUGCAGUCUUGUUUUUAAUACUACGGGAACCUGCGUUUAUAAUGCAAGUCUUUGCGUGAAUGAUACAUGUACUAGCAAUGUUAAUAAUAAUACUAUAUCAUGUUUACAUGGUACCGUCAAAGAAAAUAACACGUGUAUUCCUUGGUGUCAAUCGACCUGUCCAGGCUUUUGUGAACUUGUCAAUGGAUUUUAUCAAUGUAACUGUAUGAAACAACCUGGAUUGCAGUAUUCUACUGAUGGCAAACAAUGCAUACCAUGCGAAAGUCUAAAUUAUGGUUAUGGUUGUAAUGAAACAUGUCUAUGCAAUUUUGGUACCUGUAACGCAAAUGCGACGAGCGCUAAUGAAAGCUGUACUUGUGAUCUGGGAUACGAACCACCAUUUUGUUCUAAGCAGAUAGAUCAAUGUGCUAACAACACAUUCAAUGCAACUAAGACGGAUUGCCUGACGGAUCCUAGUACAGGACGAGCUAUUCUUAUAUGCGCAUUGGGUUAUCAAUUGAAUUCGACAAGCAAUUAUUGUACUGAUAUUAAUGAAUGUUCCAGUGAUCUAAAUCAGUGUAAUGUUGACGUCUCAGUAUGUGUGAAUACGAUUGGAAGUUAUCAGUGUAAUUGCUUAAAUGGAUAUCAGUUGAUCAAUAACUCCUGUGUUGAUAUAAAUGAAUGUGUUACUACUGCCAAUAAUUGCUCGUCAUAUAGUAACACCUACUGUGCAAAUAUUCAAGGCUCGUUUGAAUGUCGAUGUAAUUACAAUUAUUCAUUAGGAGGCGAUUAUACACAACAAUAUGGAAAUGCAAUUAGUUCGAAUAGUUCCUGUUUACCUACAGAUUAUUCUGCGUAUUGUAAAAAUCAAUGUCAAGCACCGGCAAUCUGUAGUGCGACAACGGGCCGAUGCGAAUGUCCAUCGUCGAGCUAUAAACUCGUUGAUUCUGCCUUAGAUGAAACUCAGCAGACCUGCCAAUGCCCAAAUCAUCCAUUUACUUAUUACAAUGGAUCUGAUUGCGUCAAUGCUACUGGUCAAACUUGGCUUUUACUCUUCUUUAAAUUGAAAGCAAGCAGUCGUGUGAUAUCUAUCGACACACCAGCUUCAUCUUCGAUAGAAACGAACAUUUCAUAUAUCUUAUCAGGCAUGAAUAUAACAUGCAACGGAUCAUGCAUAAACUUGUAUGAUACACAGGAUGCUUCGCCUCCUAAUCUUGAACUCAUGGUAACAUUGAAUGUUCUUCUCAACGUUACUCAACGCAUAAAUUUGGUCAACGCUUUAUUCAAUGACAGCAUUGUUUACAAUGACAGUUAUUCUCUAUCGCUGGUACAAAUAAUCAUGAACCCGGCAACGAAUACUCUGGUUAAUGUUACGGCGCCAGAACCGGCUUGUCGCGAAUGUGUUUAUACGGGUGUAGGUGUCUGCUGGGACAAUCAGACAAAUUGCACGUGCUUUUCUGGUUAUGAAGGAUACCUUUGUCGAGUCACUACUGUAACACCUACUCUUGGGUCGUCAUCUUCAGGGACCAAUUGGACUGUGAUUGUUGCUGUUGUCAGUGCGAUUGCCGGUCUUUUACUCAUCAUUGCUCUAGCUAUGUGCGUAUUUUACUUUAUAAAAAACCGUCAACCAUCUGAUCGUGACGUGAAAGUGCCCGUACAACGUCCACAAUUUGUUAUUCCACGUGCUCAUAUUCCGACCAUGGGCACUGGUAGUCGAGCUUUAAAUACUUGGGAUGCUUUCAGUCUGGACAAUACCUACGAUGAACAAUAUGUCGAUGCAUCUGAUUCAUUUCCAUCGAGUUCAUCGACAACAUACAAUACAACUUAUCGCGCCAAUGGCCAACGUCCCGAAGCUGAUUUUGGUAUAUUCGAUGAACUAGAAAACCGCAUACCAAUGUCGAAAGGUCAUAUUCCGCGACCACAAAUGGUCAAUAUUCUUGGCACGUUGAACAGUUUGCCAAGCAACGAAAGAUUCGAUGAACCAUCAGGAGCUGAAAGUACAUUUUCGGAUUCUCGCGAACUUGAAGAUAUUGAAUUAGUAACUGAUAUGUUAGAAGAUAUGACUAAAGAUGAUGACAUGGAAGAUGAAUUUGUUGAAGCAUUGAAUCCAAAUCUAGCUAUACCAAGAUUGGCACUUCAGCCAGAAAACCACUCAUCUGGAUGGUUUCCCUUCUUUCGAAAUUCGUAG